This is a messenger RNA of Ictalurus punctatus (channel catfish), 8093 nucleotides long. Its product is annotated as rootletin. Bases 1218 to 7094 code for a protein of 1958 amino acids. The transcript is spliced from 37 exons. The record is from RefSeq and is a predicted model, not a curated record. Lineage: Eukaryota; Metazoa; Chordata; Actinopteri; Siluriformes; Ictaluridae.
CAUUCACACUAUUAUCCAAUCAACCAUCGUGUAUAUCAUGCAGAUACACAGGCCAGCAGCUCCAUGUCCCCAUCAAACACCAGAAUGUGGGAACAAUGUGAUCGCAGUGAUUUUGACAGGCUGGUUUGAGUAUUUCUAUGACCGCUGAUCUCCUGGGACUUUCACACAACAGUUUCUAGAGUUUACUCAGACGGUGCAAUCAAGAAAAACGUACAGAUUGGCAGUUCUGAGCACGGAAACGCCUUCUUGAUGAGAGAGGUCAAUGGAGAAUGGCUAGAUUGGUUCGAGCUGACGGAAAGGCUACAGUAACUCAGAUAACCACUCUGUACAAUUGUGGUGAGCAGAAAAGCAUCUCAAACUGCACAACAUGUCACACCUCGAGUCAGAUAGGCUACAACAGCAGAAGACCACAUAGGUCUGUGAGCCAAGAAUAGAAAGCUGAGGCUGCAGUGGGCACAGACUCACCAAACUGGACAGUUGAAAACUGGAAAAAACGUAGCCUGGUUUGAUGAAUUUCGAUUUCUGCUGAAGGACACAGAUGGAAGGGUCAGAAUUUGGUGCCAACAGCAUGAAUCCAUGGACCCAACCUGCCUUGUGUCAACAGUCCAGACUGGUGGAGGUGGUGUAAUGAUGUGGAGAAUGUUUACAUGACACACUCUGGACCCGUUAAUCCCGAUCAAUCAUCGCUUGAGUGCCACAUCCUACUUGAGUAUUGUAGCUGACCGAAUACGUCCCAUCAUGGCCACAAGCUGAGAAGUUGUUUUUUUAUCACAUGUGUAAUAGCGUAUGUUUACAGAUAUCUAUAAGAUAUCAUUUAUUCAUUUAAAUAAAAAAAGAGGUAUUUCCUGACCGCACAUCCACACACUGCAGGUUUGCCGUAGACAUAUCAGGGAAGCGUAAAGUGUGUGACGGUGUUCAGUGGGGACCGGUUGGUGGAGUGUGUGUGUGUGUGUGUGUGUGUGUGUGUGUAUACAACUGUCUCCAUGGUGCAUUUUGUUGUGUGUCUGAUCAUGUAAGUGCAGGAGUAAACGUUGUGCAGCAGGAUCUGGAGUUUAUUCCUCUCUCAGCCGGGGAAGUUGGAGGAGAGUGUGUUAUCUGAAGAGAAGAGGUUGACAGUGCGAGGCCCCUCCCCUGAUGCCCCGCCCACCUGCAUACCGGCUCGUGUGCGAGAAAUCGUGACCAAGAACCUAAACGAGAGCAUCUCAGCAGCCGGCAGCAUGUCCUCGGUUCUGUCCCUGGAGGAGGAGAACCGCGUCCUUCAGAGUGAACUGAGUCGCCUCGAGGACCUGCUGGCCCACAGCCGCGCCGACCGCGACGAGCUCGCCAUCAAAUACAGCGCCAUCAGUGAGAGGUUGGAGCAGGCCCUGCGUUUGGAGGUGGGGGUCAGUGACAGCGACUCUCCGGAGUGUGUGAGUUUGUCUCAGCAGGUGGUGGAGCUGCGACGGCGUCUGGAUGAAGAACAAAACGCUUACAAGCGCAAACUCACCGCCUACCAGGAGGGGCAGCAGAGACAAGCGCAACUGGUUCAGAAACUACAGGCCAAGGUUCUGCAGUAUAAGAAGAAGUGCAGUGAUCUGGAGCAGUCUCUCCUGGAGAAAUCAUCAGAGCAGAGUGGGUGUGAAAAGUCCACUAACGGUCAGGAUGAGUGCAGCAGUGAGCUGGAGACGACCCUUAUCCGCCUGGAGGAAGAGCAGCAGAGGAGCAGCAGUCUUUCGGCGGUGAACGCGAUGCUGCGUGAACAGCUGGAACAGGCCGGACUGGCCAAUGAGGCACUGAGUCAGGACAUCCGCAGGCUCACUGCUGAUUGGACCAAAGCGAGGGAGGAGCUGGAGCAGAAGGAGUCUGAUUGGAGGAGAGAGGAGGAGUCGUUCCAUAACUACUUCAGCAGUGAGCACAGUCGGCUGCUGACUCUGUGGAGGCAGGUGGUCAGUUUCCGCAGGAGUGUGUGUGAGAUGAAGAGUGCCACCGAGAGGGAUCUGUCAGUGAUGCGCAGCGAUCUGGCGCAGACGGCGCAGAGCGUGCAGCUGCAGUGUGUGUGCGUGUGUGUGGCGGUGCGGAGUCGCGAGGACGGCUCGACGCUGGUGCUGGAGCGAGAGGCGGCUCAGCGCGUCACACUGGAGCAGCUGCUCCGAGAGAAAGAGAGCGAGAUCACCGAGAGCCAAUCAGAGAGAGAGAAACUCAACAACAGGCUGGCAGACGCAGACAGAGAGAUGCAGAGAAUCAGAGCUCGAGUAGACGAGAGAGAGAACGAGAUCACGUCACUCACACGGAGACUGCAGGAGCAGAGCGGGGAUGAAGAGUCGGAGCUCCAAACACUCAGAGCUCACACUAACACUCUGCUGGACACACUGAGAGACAUCGCACAGUCGAUGUUGUCAGAUUCCGACUCGAGUGUGUUGGGCUCGUCGGUGGAGGCCGAUUCAGAGAACAGUGUUUUGGCUCUGCUGCCGUUGAUGCGCUCCUCCUCCCCCCAUCCAUCCUCAUCACCACAGCGAUCGUCGUCUCCACGGCGACCCUCCGCCCUGACCCUCCCCGAAUCCGCUCUCUCAUCUCUGCGUGCCAUGGCAACCAAUAGACAGCUACAACUCCAGGAGCUCAAAGGUCGUCUGCUGUCAGCGCAGUCGUCUGUCCAACAGCUGCGCAAACAGCAGGGGGAGGCAGAGUCAUGCAGGAGGGAGGCGGAGCUACGUCUGCAGACUGUGCAGGGCGAGAGGGAUGAUGCUCAGAGAGAGAGAGAGACGGCGGCGAGAGAGAGAGACCGACUCCGACAGGAGAGAGACAAACUCUGCAGUGAGAAGGAGUGUGUUCAGCAGUCUGUGCAGGCUUUGCAGACAAAAUUGCAGCUGCUACAGAUGGAUUGUGAGAGACUGCAGCAGGCUGUAGCGUCUGCGCAGAGAGAGAGAGAUCACGAACGAGUGGAGAGAGAGACGGCUGUGCAGGAGAGAGAUCGCGCCAGAGUGGAGACCGAGAGAGUUCAGUCUCAGUGGGGUCAGAGUGAGAGUCGCUGCAGCUGUCUGCGUUCUGAACUGGCUGCAAUGAAGGAGUCACUCCAGCAGGGGGAGAUAGAGAGACAACUGCUCAAAACGGAGAAGAGCCAACUGACUGACACUCUCAGUAAGGCGGAGUCCAGUAAUGCUGAGCUGAUGGUGCUGAUGGCGAAGCUGCGGUCUGAGGAGGCGUCACUGCGAGACUCUCUGGCUAAAAUGAGCAGCUUAAACGAGGGACUUGCUCAGGACAAAGCAGAACUAAACACCAUCAUCAUCCAGCUGGAGGAGGAGAGGAGUGUGCUGCAGGGUCAGAAGAGAGAGGCGGAGCAGGAGAAGCUGACCAUCAGAGAUGAGCUUGUCCGAUUGGAGCAGGACCGACUGGAACUGGACUCCGCCCACCUCACUCUCCACCAAUCACUGCAGGAGUCUGAGCAGGCCAGGGCGGGCCUGGAGGCGGAGCUUCAGAUGCUCCGGAUGGACAGACAAAAACUGCAGGAGAAAGUUACACAGCUGUGUGGUGAGGUGAGCUCUUUGGGGGCGGAACUUGGCAUCAUACGUGGCGAGGGGGAGAGAAGGGGUGUGGCUCUGGAGGAAGCCGGGCGGACUAGGGCGGAGCUUGCUCGUGAGAGGGCGGGGCUUGUGGUUCAACUCACGGCGUCUGAGAGAGAUAACGUCGCACUGACGGAGGAGCUCGCAGCGUUCAGGGUGGAGAGGGAGGCACUGGAGGCGAGUCUGUUCGAGGUGCAGCAGCAGCUGAUGCAGUCAGACUUGCGCCGAGAGCAACUUGAGAACGAAAACCUCAACCUGAGAGCACGACAUGAUAACACUGCAGCGGAACUGAAGCGUGUGCGUGCGGAUGGAGAAAUGGCUGCCGCUCAGAGUGAGCGAGAGAGGCAGGCUCUUAAACAGGAGAUGAUUAACGCUCAGCAUGAGGCUCAGCUCUCUCUCCGUAAUGCACUGUCUGACCACCAGGAGGAGCUGGAGAGGCUCUCCAGCGACAAGGAGGCUCUACGCUGCAGUCUGCAGGCCGAGCAGGAGGAGGCGCUGCGGCGCAUGAGGGAGGAAAUGGAGGAGCGUCUGCAGAAGACGGAGCGAGAGCGGGAGGAGCUGCAGGAGGAGAUCCGGGCUUUGCAGCGCACACGGGAUCAGAGUCUCCUACAGGCCGAGAGCGACAAGCAGCAGGCUCUGUCCCUGAAGGAGACGGAGAAGGCCAUGCUGUCCGAGAGAGUGUGUUCCCUACAGGCCGAGCUGAGCUCUGCAAACCUGGAGCUGGAAAGACUGACAAGGGAAACACAACACCUGAAGGAGCAGGAGAGGGCUGCAGUAGGAGCUGUGAACACUGAGCUGCAGGAGCUGCGUCUGCAGCUGGAGGACACGGUGAGCUCUAACAGAAGGGAGCUGCGCAGACUUCAGGAGAACUGCACAGAGGAGCAGAUACGUGCUGACAAUGCACUCCGAGAGCUGGAGGAGUGUCGCGCUCUUCUCUCAGCCAGCGAGGAGAGCCGAGAUGCCACGAGACGAGACCUUCUGGAGAUGGACAGGCGUCUGAGCCACUCACGCGACACGGGGGAGGGGCAUCGGCGAGACACGGCGGACCUACGGCGCUCCCUUGGCGAUGUCACGAAAGAGAAGGAGGCUCUCGACCAAUCGAACGGCCAGCUGAGGGAGGCGCUGAGAGCAGCGGAGAGCGAACGGAUCAGUGUGAAGCGUCAGUGUGAGGAGAAAGAGCAGCGCGUGGCUGUACUGGAGGAAACCCUAGCGUCUGCGCAGAAGGAAGUGGGGGAUCUGCGCAGCUGUCUGCGGGAGGUGGAGCGAUCACGACUGGAGGCCAGGAGAGAACUGCAGGAACUGCGCAGACAGGUGAAGGUGGUGGAUGUAGAGCGAGAGCAGAAAGCCAGAGAAGUGGCUGAGCUCCAGACUCGUCUCUCGCUGGAGGAGCAGAAGGAGGAGGAACGAGGGAAGGAGCUCUUCUCCAUCAAACAGAAGCUCACUGAGGCGGAGGCUGCCAGGAACUCCCUCAGAAAAGAGCUGUCGUGUGUGCAGAAGCGUCUGAGCGACGGUGAGAGCAGUCGGCGUGGACUGGAGCGGGAUUUGAGCUCUCAGCUGCAGGAGGCGCGCGGCUCCGAGAAGAAGCUGCAGGACGAGUUGAGGAACCUGAGCCUGAGAGCGCAUGCCGAGGUCGAGGCGUCCACGCAGACGCAGCUGCAGCUCAGCGAGGCGCAAGGGCGCCUCAACGCCACGGAGGCGGAGCUGACACGUUCCGAGGCCGCACGCCGUGACCUCGAGUUCCGACUGGCUAGUUUGCAGUCGGCGUUGACACGGACGCUGGGUAUCGGCGCCGGGGGGCGGAGCUUACGUGGACGCAGCCCUGCAGGCUCUGCCCACUCCUCACUCAUUUCUGUCGCGAUGCCCCGCCGCCGGAGCGUCUCUCCUCUACGCGGCUCAUUAUCGCCCCCUAAAGAUGUUGCGGAUAAAUCCACUAAGUCCAGUCCUGAUAACACGACCGUGUCCUGUCCCCUGUCCCCUGAGAGAGGAGACACGCCCAUCCCUCUCAUACAGCCCGACCUCGACCCGGAAACACUCCGCAGUGGCCUUCGAGACUUCCUGCAAGAGCUCAGAGAAGCCCAGAGAGAAAGGGAUGAGGCACGCAGCCAGUUGGGGGAGCUACGGCAAGAACUAGAGGAAAUGAAAGGAGAGAGGGACUCUGUUCAAAAUCGCGUCACUCAGCUACACACCACACUGCAAGAGUGUCAGGAAGGUAAGCGGAAUGUGGACGGUCGUCUGAACUCCACUCAGGCGUUACUGCAGCAGCAUGAGGAGGCGGUGAGGAGAGGAGAGAGAGAGAAGAGAACACUCGCUGAACGAGUUAAAGAGCUCGAGAGAACACUGCAGAACGCCGAGAUGGAACGCAGACACCUACAGGAGCAGUGCAGUAAACUCCGGGCAGGUGAGGUUCGGUUGGAGGCAGAGCGUCGGAAGCUGAGGGAGGCCUUAGAAGGGGCGGAGUCCCGAGCUACAAGGGUGGAGCUUGGAAGGCGGAGCCUCGAGGGAGAAAUCCAACGGCUACGAGUGUGUCUCGCCGAGAAAGAGACAGAAGCCCAGAGUGUUCAGGACCGACAUGACAGCAUGCUCAAACAGGUGCUGGAGGCCGAGGUGCGUGUCACCUCAUUACAGAGGGAGGUGGACAGAUUGUCGUCUCUGCUCAGUAAAGCUCAGGAUUUGGAGAGUGUUCAAAGAGACAGAGCGCAGAGCCUCAGCCAGAGCCUGCAGGACAUCAACGCAGCUCACAGCGCCACCCAGGGGCGACUCACCACACUGCAGAAAAACCUCACACUCACUGAGCAGGAACGCAAACAACUGCAGGAGCGUGUGGACAGCAUGCGGGCGUCUCUGUCUGAGGGGAAACACGCUGUGGAGACGCUGACUGAGCGCAUGCAGAACCUGAAGGCUGAACUCACACAGAGCCAACUCAGACGCCAAGAGCUGGAGACAGAGCUUGCUGACACACAGGAGGCCUUGCGUCUGCGCUCGGCCGCUCUGUGCGAGGCACAGCGUUCUCUGCAGACGGCGCAGACGGAGCGCGUGUGUGUGGAGGAGCGAGUGUGUGUCCUGCAGCGAGCCGUGGCUCUGUUGGAGACAGAAAAGAAAGAUGCAGAGAGACAGGCGGUGCGUCUGGAGAAGGACAAGAACGCGCUGAGGAACACACUGGAGAAGGUGGAGCGUCAGAAGCUGAAGUCGGAGGAGAGCAGCAUGCGUCUGUGCGCGGAGAAAGAACGACUGGAUCAGUCACUCAGCACAACGGAGCAGGAACUACAACACGCACAGAGACAGAUCUCCCUGCUGCAGACCCAACUCGCCGAGUUGGAGGCGUCACAGAGUGUGAGUGAGCGGGAAGACGCCCUGAAGGAGGCGGAGCUUCUGAGAGCCAAUCAGCGCGAGGUGGAGCGACUGAGAGCCAGUCAGAGAGAGGCAGAGCGAACGUUGGCCAAUCGGGAGAGAGCUCACCGUCAGAGAGUGAAGGGACUGGAAGAGCAGGUGUCCACUCUGAAGGAGCAGUUCCAGCACGAGUUACGGCGCCGACACCCGUCUCUGCCCCUGAGCAACUGAUCUCAGGUCAGCUCGUACCAGUACACACUGAUCAUGUGACACACACGUCAUGUGACCUGCUACAGAUCUGUGUGUGUGUGUCUGUGUGUGUGUGUUCCAGUUGGAAUCCUACUUUAACCACUAACGCCUGCAGAGACUCACACAGCACUGACCUGAGAUCAGCAGGUACACAGGCAACUUCCUGCUCAGGUGUAUGUGUGUGUGUGUGUGUGUGUGUGUGUGUAUGUGUGUGUGUAUGUGUGUGUGUAUGUGUGUGUGUGUGUGUGUGUGUGUGUGUGUGUGUGUGUGUGUGUGUUACUCUCGAAGACCGUCUGAGGUUCUUUGUCGGGUCUACUGAACAGUGUGUAAUUCUUUGUGAUGUGACACCUUUGAUGUCAGUCAUUUUGCCAUGGUCACAUGACCGCACCGUGGGGAUGGUCUUUUCCUUCAGGUGUAGUUUAGCAGCACGUGGAAGUCGUGCUAAUCGGUGGCCAGAUUCCUUCAGUCACUGUUAGCAUCGUUAGCGUUUGAGUUCACUCAGGGGAGCGUGAAGCUACGCGUGCGUUGUUUUCACAUCGCAAAGUAUUUCAUCACUGACCAAUUUAUAAGAUAUUAUGAUAUCUUUUUUUGUUUUGUUUUGUUUAGACAUUUCUCGAACUUUCACGUUGACUCACAUAAACAGAAUUAUGGAGGCGACAGCACACGGCGCUGAUUCAGCGCUGUUCUGGACCAAAAUCUGGAUUAAGUUGAUGAUAAAAUUUCAUAUCUGAUGAAUUUGAAACACAAAAAUGUCUGACAGUUAUUUUAACCUUUUUAAUUUUUUUAUUUUUUUUUUAGAGAUAUGAGUGAAAGAUUUAUUUUUCUGGACACUCACUGUACUGUGUAUUAUUAAUACCUGUGUGUGUGUGUGUGUGUGUGUGUGUGUGUGGAGUGUUUCUAACGAUGUGAUCGAUUUGAAUCAUUUCACUCCAAGAAAUAAUAAACCUGAAAUCAUUUCACACAGCAACAAAUCUCCUACGU